AUGGCUCUUUUCACCAUCGGUGCCCUCGCUGCCCCUGCUGCGAGCGACUCCGGGAUCCAACGCCACGAGUUUGAUCAGCAAGACGGCCUUGUUGCCGCUCACGAAAUCAAAGGUGCUGCUGCAAGCGCUGGGCUCCAGGCAUGGGGCAACAAUCACGAGCAGCGGCCUGGAAAAGGCUCCAAGUCACGGCCCGGCGAGGCUGGCCAUUCACGGCGCCGCAAGUACAAGCCGCGGGGUGAGAGAAGGGUCUAUCUUGUUCCGCGGCCGCGUACGCUUACCUGUCCGCAUCCGCAAUGCGACGCAAUAUUUGCUCAUGAAGAGGCGCUUGAACGUCAUAAAAAGCUGCGUGGGCAUGAGGUACAAGGCACACCGACACAAUGA
This is a messenger RNA of Pyricularia pennisetigena, 381 nucleotides long. RefSeq lists its product as uncharacterized. Bases 1 to 381 code for a protein of 126 amino acids. Lineage: Eukaryota; Fungi; Ascomycota; Sordariomycetes; Magnaporthales; Pyriculariaceae. The record is from RefSeq and is a predicted model, not a curated record. The transcript has a single exon.